Molecule: messenger RNA, 753 nt
Organism: Acanthosepion pharaonis
Lineage: Eukaryota; Metazoa; Mollusca; Cephalopoda; Sepiida; Sepiidae
Source: the annotation of a GenBank genome assembly
AUGCGUACCGAACAGGCACAGAUAAGACUGUUUCUAUCUAUCUAUCUAUCUAUCUAUCUAUCUAUCUAUCUAUCUAUCUUAGUCUGUUCUAUUCAUCUAUCUCAGUCUGUUCAUUAUUCAUCUAUCUAUCUAUAUUCAUCUAUCUAUCUAUCUAUCUAUCUAUCUAUCUAUCUAUCUCAGUCUGUUCAUUAUCCUCAUUCAUCUAUAUCUAUCAUCUAUCUAUCUAUCUUAGUCUGUUCAUUAUUCAUUAUCUAUCUAUCUAUCUAUCUAUCUAUCUAUCUCAUCUAUCUAUCAGUCCAGUCUGUUCAUUAUCUAUCUAUCUAUCUAUCUAUCUAUCUAUCUAUCUAUCUUAGUCCAUUAUCUAUCUCCAUCUGUUCAUUCAUCUAUCUAUCUAUUAUCUAUCUAUCUAUCUAUCUAUUCAUCCAUCUAUCUAUCUCAGUCUGUUCAUUCAUCUAUUCAUAUCAUUCAUCUAUCAUCAUCUAUCUAUCUCAGUCUGUUCAUUAUCUAUCUAUCUCAGUCUGUUCAUUAUCUCAUUCAUCUAUCUAUCUAUCUAUCUAUCAUUCAUCUAUCUAUCUCAGACUGUUCAUAUUCAUCUAUCUAUUCAUCUAUCUAUCUAUCUAUCUAUCUAUCUAUCUAUCAGUCUGUUCAUUCAUUCAUCUAUCUAUCUCAGUCUGUUCAUAUCUAUCUAUCUAUUCAUAUCUAUCAUUCAUCUAUCUAUCUAUCUAUCUAUAUUUGCUAAUGAGUAAGAAUUAG